GGAAACAACCUCAAGACUUGCUGUUGUCAGUUGCCUCAGCCAACAUAAGCCAUAUUCUUCAUCUUCUUCAAUAAUUCAAUUUCUACUUUAUAUGCCUUUUACAAUAUAUAAUUUGUACUUUUGACUCCAAACUCCGAUGAGACCGAUACGCCUCCCGGAACCUCCCAAUACCACCGUAGGAGUGCCGGAUAUCUUCGAAGACGGCUCUUACAGCGUAAUCAGACGCGCCGUCAUCAUCGGAAACGGCUCCCCCGGAUCCGAGAACCAGAGUAUUGGGUUGGUCAGAGCACUCGGGUUAUACGACAAGCAUGUUCUUUAUCGAGUUACGAGACCAAGAGGAGGGAUACACGACUGGCUUCAUUGUCUCCCAGUUAGUCUUCACAAAAAGUUGGAUUAUCUCAUCCGGUUGAUUCAAAUUUAUUGCCGACGGAGGAAUUAUGCGCCUUUACCUCUAGAAAAUGGCGGUGGAAGUGUUGGCUUGGCAUCUAUUUUAGAAGCUGAUGUUAAGCAGAUCGUAAACAUGGCACGCCAGACUUUUGAAAAGGAUGGUCCUUUGUUGGUUGUUGCAUCCGGAAGAGACACCAUUUCAGUUGCAAGUUCUAUAAGACGUUUGGCCUCAGAGAAUGUUUUUGUCGUUCAGAUACAACAUCCUAGGUCACAAUUGAAUAGGUUUGAUUUGGUGAUCACCCCUCGGCAUGACUUCUAUCCUUUAACUCCUGAAGGAAAAGCACAGGUUCCUCGGUUUCUUCACAGGUGGAUUACUCCUCGUGAACCUCCUGAUAGGCAUGUGAUACUCACUUUGGGAGCUCUUCAUCAAAUUGAUUCUGCUACACUCCGCAACACAGCUGCAGCGUGGCAUGAUGAGUUUGCACCUCUUCCAAAACCCUUACUGGUGGUUAACGUCGGCUGGCCUACACGCCACUGUCGAUAUGAUGCAGAUCUUGCAAAGCAGUUAACUGUCUAUCUUCUUGGUAUCCUUUCAAGCUGUGGGACAGUCCGAAUAUCUUUCUGCAGUAGGACACCUGAAAAGGUAUCAAAAGUCAUUGUGAAAGAACUUGCUGAUAAUCCAAAAGUUUACAUCUGGGACGGUCAAGAACCAAAUCCACAUAUGGGGCAUUUAGCUUGGGCGGAUGCUUUUGUCAUCACAGCAGAUUCAGUCAGUCUGAUAAGUGAGGCUUGCAGUACGGGGAAACCUGUUUACAUUAUGGGGGGAGAGCGUUGUAAGAGGAAACUAUCGGACUUCCAUAAAUCUUUGAGGGAGCGAGGAAUGGUUAGGCCAUUUACAGGUUCUGAAGAUAUUGCAGAAAGUUGGAGCUAUCCUCCUCUCAACGACACAGCAGAAGCAGCAAGUCAGGUGCGUGAAGCACUUGCCGAGCGAGGGUGGAGGGUUAGAUCAUAAUGAAGGUAUUGAUAGUUGUUGUAAACACUGUUGAUUUCCGUAGUAUUGAAACUUGUGAAGCCAUGAAAUUUGGGUUUGUUGAAUCGCAUAUACAAGUACCACCUUCAAAUUUAUUCUUCUCCAUCAGGGAUGUUUAGAUGCAUUACAUGUAGAACGAAAGUGUUAGCUAUUUAGGGCCGGAUUGUAAAGCAUGAAGAGAGGGGCAAGCAUAAAUUUACCUUGUUUUUUUUUUAUGGGAUUGUUUGAUUUAUACACCUGAAAAACAGAUCUGAUGAAAUAAAAAUUUGACAACAUCCCUCCCUUUUGUUAU
This is a messenger RNA of Hibiscus syriacus, 1709 nucleotides long. RefSeq names its product mitochondrial fission protein ELM1-like. Gene Ontology annotation, cellular component: mitochondrial outer membrane. Lineage: Eukaryota; Viridiplantae; Streptophyta; Magnoliopsida; Malvales; Malvaceae. The transcript has 10 exons. The coding region runs from base 137 to 1399 and encodes 420 amino acids. The record is from RefSeq and is a predicted model, not a curated record. Gene Ontology annotation, biological process: mitochondrial fission.